Molecule: messenger RNA, 1419 nt
Organism: Trypanosoma cruzi
Lineage: Eukaryota; Euglenozoa; Kinetoplastea; Trypanosomatida; Trypanosomatidae
Exons: 1
Coding region: 1-1419 (472 amino acids)
Source: RefSeq, a predicted model, not a curated record
AUGGAUGGGUCGCGGUUUGGCACGGAAUCGCUGACGCCUUUAGUGGGGGAAUGUGAAUUGGUCUUGCAGCGAUCCACCAGCUAUGAACCGCCCAUGUAUCUUUUUCCGGAGCUACUUCCCAAAGUUCCAGAAGACACGGCACCAUUCUCCGUUAGUGACGCGGUCUCAGGCGCUGUUGAUGUGGAAGCCUCAUCUCUUAACAUUGCGGAGUUGUUUCAUUUGCCUCAAAUGGAACAGCGGGACGAUACAGGGGGCUCCCAGGGCGGGGACGCAGAUGGCACGACACCGGCCACAAAUCCUGCUUCUGCAGCACCCAUGACGACACUGGCCUCAUUGUUGGCCGCAGAUCGCCUUCAGGUUGCUGGUCUCUCAGCCGAGAUGUUGCAGCGGGGUAAAUUUUCUUCUGGAUCCAUCAUAGAGGAACUGAUUAAGCUUAAAGAUCGUGCUGAACUAAACGAUAAUGAGGCAAAAGCCAUCAUGUCAAAUCAUUUUAUCAACGUCCUUGCCUGGAGAACCCUUAUUGAAGCCAACAAUAAAGCUUUGUCCGAUGUUAAAGGGGAGAAUACGCUUCACGGGUGUCGGAGCUUUGCACGACCACGCGAAGCUGAGACGGCGGAAGUAGACAUUGGUGCGUUGCGGCCCUCGGAUGAUCCGUGGGGCACACAUGUUGAUCUACAACCUGGUGUCUUUGUCUCUGCUGCAGAGCAAAAUGUGGAAAAACGGAUCGAGCUUAUUGAAACUCUGAGUGCGCUCUAUCGUCGUCCAUGGCAAACACUGCAGUCACGCGGAAUACAAACGGAAAAGUUUACACCGGGCUCAAUAAAUGAGACAGCGCCUCAUGUGGACCCAAUAAAGUUGCCCGCUGCCAUGUUAGAUCCUGAGGAGGAUCUUGGAUGGAAGCAAUCGGCAGUAGAAGAUGCCUCAAAUAACCACUGGGAAUUGCGAGUGACUUCUUCCAGUACCGCAGCCUCGGAACUGAUCCCGGUGCGAGGACGCUUCAUGCACUUUGGACGAAGCGCUGGUGUGACCAGUGCCGCACAUGGCACUGUGACAAACGUUCAUGUUGGGCUCUCUGCCUUUACCAACCACCCCGAGUUUCUCUCACCGCAUCAUUUUUCUCUUGCGGUGCUUUCAGCGAAGCCUCCAUGGAGUGCCAGUGAUGCAGGUGCUGCGGUGAAGCAUGAAGUGGACGGCAACGGGGAAAAUGGUGAUGAGGGUCAAUUUAUCUGGCUUAUGAACUAUGGGCGUAACGGCGUUCGUGUUAUUGGGAAGCAAUGGGCACUUGGAGACAUGGUGCGUCUGGACCCAGGAGACGUUCUCCAACCCACAGAUGACAUUCGCAUUGUGAUUGGCGGCUGUGCGCAAAAAACGGAAGGGGAGUCGUCCAACGCCAAAUCCGAGGUGUUGAUGGGGGAUUAA